This is a messenger RNA of Cryptomeria japonica (Japanese cedar), 1849 nucleotides long. RefSeq names its product probable inactive purple acid phosphatase 28. Gene Ontology annotation, molecular function: hydrolase activity, acting on ester bonds. Bases 492 to 1499 code for a protein of 335 amino acids. The record is from RefSeq and is a predicted model, not a curated record. The transcript is spliced from 4 exons. Lineage: Eukaryota; Viridiplantae; Streptophyta; Pinopsida; Cupressales; Cupressaceae. Gene Ontology annotation, cellular component: cytoplasm.
GACAGUUCAAAAUUCUCCAGGUACGUCUCUUAUUUUCUUUCUUACCCAAUAAAUGUUCAAUUGCAUAAAUUUUUUUAAGGUAAAUCUUGCCUUAGCUUGUACCACUUUGCAAUCAGACAGAUUUCAGCCUGGAUCAUGCUCUUUCUACCUACAGUUUACCCCAAUAUCAUUAUACCGCAAGGCCUUGGACUAAAUCAAUAGUUAGAUAACACUCUGGGAAGUUCCUAAUUACAGGCAGUUUCCAUAUCAAGUAGUAUACCUCAUUUAGGAUUUCAUUCCAGUAUUAUACUCUUAAUUCUUUUAAAUUUUUCUUAAUUUGGAAGUUAAGUUCAUUUACUGGGUUCUUAUUAAUUUAAACCCUUCAUUCAAAUAACUAUUAACCGAUUCUGGAUACAUGGUAGAACCUCAAAACAUCUGGUAUUAUUUAAGUCUUUGGAUUAGGGAGAUGGGUAUUGCAUUGAUUUUUGUAUUGAGGUAUGUAGGUAGCUGAUAUGCAUUAUGCAAAUGGAGCAGUCACCAGCUGUGAAGAUGUUUUUCCUUCUCAGUUCCAUUCUUGUUCAGACCUGAACACUUCUGCAUUUCUUAAUCGGAUGAUCCAAUACGAGAAACCUGAUUUCAUUGUAUUUACAGGAGACAACAUCUACGGACCAGAUUCUGCUGAUGCUGCAGAUUCUAUGGAUGCUGCAUUUGCUCCUGCAGUGAAAUCCAAGAUUGCUUGGGCGGCAGUGUUGGGUAAUCAUGACCAGGAAUCAACCAUGACUCGUGAAGAAUUGAUGUCAUAUAUAUCUGUCAUGGAUUAUUCUAUUUCGCAGGUUAAUCCUCUUUGGAACAAUCAUAACACAAGUCAGAGGCAAAGAUUUGGCCAAAUUAAUGGUUUUGGAAACUACAAUAUAGAAGUAAAGGGAGCUUUUGGGUCAGAGUUUGAGAAUGUGAGUAUUUUCAAUCUUUAUUUUUUGGAUAGUGGCGACAGAUCAGUUGUUCCUGGAAUUCCCGGCUAUGGGUGGAUUAAGGAAAGCCAGCUAACCUGGCUCCAAGAUGUUUCUGCAGUGUUACAGGAUGCAAAUAGAGUAGGACCAGAAACACAGAGCAAUCUGGCUCCAGCUCUUGCCUUUUUCCACAUUCCCCUCCCUGAGGUACGGCACUUUAGAGCCUCAGGAAUUGUGGGUGAGAAGCAGGAACAGGUGGGUUGUGCCUCUGUGAACUCAGGUGUCUUGAACACUUUUAUCCAUUCUGGUGAUGUUAAAGCGGCCUUUGUGGGUCAUGAUCACGUUAAUGACUUUUGUGGGAAAACCGAGGGAAUUUGGCUGUGUUAUGGGGGUGGAUUUGGAUAUCAUGCCUAUGGAAAAGCAGGAUGGUCAAGACGAGCAAGAGUGAUCAUGGCUAAUCUUGAAAAGGGUCAAAAGAUGUGGCAGGGUGUCACAGAUAUAAGGACUUGGAAGCGCCUGGAUGAUGAAGAGUUAACUAAAAUUAAUGAACAAUUACUAUGGAGCAAACAGUAACUGAAGGUCCAUUGCUUUUCUUCAAGAUCUGUUUCAUAAGUCUAUUGGUAUUCCUCUGAACAGUGCAACAGUUUGGAAGGAUCUAAUUCUCAGGCUCAAGUUGAUACGUUUCUUCUUUUGCUUGAUAUAGUUUUACAAUGAGACUAUGUAUAGAACUACUGAACAUUUGUUCUUGGAGAGGACUCUAUCUAAAAUGCCUACAUUUUCGCAUGGCCUUAACUAUUUGUACCCCUUGUAUACUGUCCAUUCAGUCUUUUAAAACUGAUAGGAAGCAAUCAAGCUUCAACUGUGAUCCAUCAGCUAUUCCUUUAGAAAGUCAAGCCUUGAAUCAAGUAAUUUUCAAUAGUUAA